GUUACACCCGGCUUCACAAUAGUUCCUCCUCCAAAACUUAACUGCUAAGUGCCUUCUUGUUUAUUCUCUUCAGACUGACACUGUGGCAGUUGACUUGAAGAGGAUUCCUGCAGAUGAUCUAAUUACAAAGCAGUUUUUUGGACCUACUUCUAGCUAGCAAAAAAAAGAAGAGAGAGGGGGGAAAAGGACUCUCGUCGCAGCAAAACUGUAAGUGCAGAUUUCUAGCUUGGGUCCUGUCAGAAUCCUGGAGUUUGCGACAACCACAGACGGAAUCUUCCAACCCUGAGACACAACGUUGCUGGACCGUGGGACUGUCCUCGCCCAUGCUGAUUUUGUAACUCCUCCCAGUAACUGUUCUUAGCACAGUGGUGACAUCUGGACUUCGUCCUUCAGCUAGUCCUUAGGACAAGCCUGAGCAUAGCGUUAUUUAUCCUUGGUUCUUCUUGCAGCACAUUGCUCAGAGCCACGCCGUAUGCCACUGACUAUUCCUCUGUCACCCGGCUUUACAGAUGGUCUUCUGACUUCUUUCCUCCAUGUUCAUGCAGUAAGCGUCACUUCUGCUUUCAAGCCAGCCUAAUCCCGUGUGCAAUCAACAGAGCCAAAGGGACUGUACUAGUCUGCUGGGUGGAGCAUCAAAACAACUGAAAAUUUCCUCAUUCUCUACUUAGCGAGAUCAUGGAAGAUCUAGAGGAAAAACUAUUUGAAGACUUUGAUAACUACUCCGAUGCCUUAGAAUAUUAUGCCCUAGAGCCUGACUUGGAGGAAAAAGUUCACUUGGGGGUUGCUCACUGGGUCUCUCUGGUGUUGUGUUGCUUAGCCUUUGUUCUGGGAAUUCCGGGAAAUGCUAUUGUCAUUUGGUUCACAGGAUUCAAGUGGAAGAAGACUGUCAGCACUCUGUGGUUCCUCAAUCUGGCUAUUGCAGACUUCAUUUUUCUUCUCUUCCUACCCCUCUACAUCUCCUAUGUGGCCAUGAAUUUCCACUGGCCCUUCGGCAGCUGGUUAUGCAAGGCCAAUUCCUUCAUUGCCCAGCUGAACAUGUUUGCCAGUGUUUUCUUCCUGACAGUGAUCAGCCUGGACCGCUACUUUCACUUGAUCCAUCCUGUCUUAUCUCAGCGCCACCGAACCCUAAAAAACUCCCUUCUGGUGACUCUCUUUGUUUGGCUUUUGGCUUUUCUAAUGGGCGGUCCGACCCUAUACUUUCGGGAUGUUCUGGAGUCUAAUAAUCACAUUCUUUGCUACACUAAUUACCAUGAGCAUGAUCCUGACCUGACGUUGCUAAGGCACCACAUUCUGACCUGGGUGAAAGUCACCGCGGGCUACCUCUUCCCCUUGUUGACAAUGAGUGUGUGCUACUUGUGUCUCAUCUUCAAGGUGAAGAAGCGAAGCACCUUGGUCUCCAGUAAGCAUUUCUGGACAAUCCUGGCUGUCGUUACGGCCUUUUUGAUUUGCUGGACUCCCUAUCACCUGUUCAGCAUUUGGGAACUCACGAUUCACCACACUGGUUCUUUCCAUCAGGUGCUGCAGGCUGGAAUCCCCCUAUCCACUGGCUUGGCAUUUCUCAAUAGUUGUCUGAAUCCUAUCCUUUAUGUACUGAUUAGUAAGAAGUUCCAAGUGCACUUUCGGGCAUCGGUUGCUGAGAUACUGAAGUACACACUCUGGGAAGUCAGCUGUUCAGGCACCGUGAGUGAACAGCUCAAGAACUCUGAAACCAGGACCCAGUGUCUCCUGGAAACGGCCCAAUGAAACAGCACUCUCGCCCAAAUCGGUAUCAGGCUUUUGUGGGGCGGGGGGGCCCUGACAGAUGCUGUCAGAUUAUUUGCUUCCCAGAUAUACAGCUGACCUUAAUUUGUUAAUGUUUUAGUCAGUUUAUUGGCAACCCAUUUCUAACCCCCACAAGUUAAAAACAGACUUCUCUUUAUUUUCCCCUUUUCUCAGCAAUUUAAAUGAUGAGUCAUUCUUGCCAAGUAUACAGUGGAUGCAUCAGUAAAUAUUGUUGAGGCAAUAUUAGUUAUUGUUUGUCAAUCUUUCCUUAAACUUAUAAAGCUCUCAUGACAUAGAUGAGGAAGGGACUUAAAACAUGUUAUUAAAGUAUAUUUAUGUAUGUUUAAGAGUGGGUCCCACUGAGGGCUAGAGUGAUAAUAUAAAGGGUAGGGUGUUUACUUUGCAUGUGACCGACCCAGUUUUGAUCCUGGCAUCCCAUAUGGUCCCAUGAGCACUGCCAGGAGUGAUUCCCGAGUGCAGAGCCUGGAGUAAUCCCCGAGCAUCACCAGAUGUGAGCCCCAAACAAAAACAAAACCAAAAAAAACAGACUGAGUGUGAGGGAUUGAACCCAGGGUCUCAGACAAGUGAAGUAUAUACUCUACCACUGAACCUUAUCCCUGGAUAUCUUUAAAAUGGGCUGGAGCGAUAGCACAGUGGGUAGGGCGUUCGCCUCUCAUGAAGCCAACCCAUGUUCGAUUCCUCCGCCCUUCUCGGAGAACCCGGCAAGCUACCGAGAGUAUCUCGCCUGCACAGCAGAGCCUGGCAAGCUACCCAUGGCGUAUUUGAUAUGCCAAAAACAGUAACAAUAAGUCUCACAAUUAAGACGUUACUGGUGCCCGCUCAAGCAAAUCUAUGAGCAACGAGAUGACAGUGAGUGGCAUCCUUAAAAUGAAACGAGUGUAAUUAAUUUCUUUAGUCUGUGUAAUUAUUUAUAUAAUGAUACUUAGACAUUGAAUUUAACUAUUUUUGAUUAUGUGUAUCUGGGAGUGAUCCCUGAGUACAGAUACAGGAUUUAAUCCUGACAGCCAGGUGCAACCUUCCCCCAAAAAUCUGCUCCCAAGUCUAGUUAAAAUAACAAUCAAUUUUUUUGUUAUUACUAUUAUUAUUGUUAUCAUUAUUUUAAAAACUCACAACUCUGAUGGUCAAACAGAAGAAAAUAUUAUCUCUCUACUGCAUAAAUAUCUGGAGCCUCAGUGAAACUGGAAAGACCCAAGUGGCGGGAGCUUGGAAUAGCGGGACAUUGGCUGAGCAGGUCCCUCCCUCCCUUGUAGAUCUUUCUCUUCUCCCACACGUGUCUCUUCCUCACUCUUUCUUCUCUUCUUUUUCUGUACAGUUAUUCUAACAUGGCACCUCAGGGUAGCCAGACAAGAGAUCAAAUGGAUGUUUCUACGCCCCUUAAAGGCUAUGCCUAGGGCUGGAGCGAUAGCACAGUGGGUAGGGUGUUUGCCUUGUAUGUGCCCGACCCUGGUUCGAUUCCCAGCAUCCCAUAUGGUCCCCUAAGCACCGCCAGGAGUAAUUCCUGAGUGCAUGAACCAGGAGAAAACCGUGCAUCGCCGGGUGUGACCCCAAACCAAAAAAAAAAAAAAUGAAAUGAAAUAAAAUAAAAAGGCUAUACCCAACUCUUGAUUCAGUAUUACUUCCACUGUACUCCAUUAGUCAAAGCAGUCACCUGACAGCUCAGAUUCGUUGCAAAGGGGCACAGACACCACCAAUCAGUGGGAAAUAUGCUUCUAUUUUUAAUCUCCUUGACGUCAUGACAAUUAGAUCUAGUUUGGCAUAGUUUAGUAUACCCCAAACUUUCAUCACCCCCAGACUUCAUGGUCUCUGCCUUCUUGGUCCUCAUGGGACAAAUCCUAGAUCCCGUGAUCAGGAGAAAAGCUAAAGAAUCCAAGGAAGAAAAAGGAAUCUCAGAGUUUUACUUGCUUAGCCACAAAAUAACUUUGAUUUUUACCAAUUUUAUGUGUAUUUGAAUCACCUCCUCAUGUAAUUUAGCUUUUUGUAUUUUAAUAGCAUCUUACUGUGGUAUUUUGAAUGAAUCAUUUUAAACUCCUAGGCUGCCCAGCGCUAAUGCUGAAUAUGAAAAUUAACAAGAUUUUAGUCAUUGGAAUCACUUAGGAGGCUUGCGAAAAUAUUGUGCUCAAUUAUCUUUUUCUUUUUAACUUUUUUAUUGAAUCACUGUGAGCUAGACCAUUACAGGGCUGUUCAUGAUUGGAUUUCAGUCAUACAGUAUUCCAACACCCAUCCCUCCACCAGUGUACAUUUCCCAGUACCAGUAUCCCCAGGUUCCAUCACGCCCACCCCCCCACCCCCACCCCCCCUGCCUGCCUCUAUGGCAGGCGCUUUUCUUCUCUCUCAAUUAUCCUUUUCUAAAUUACCCCCCCGUAAAUUUUUUGGUUUGGGGGGCCACAUCUAAGCUGUGCUCAGUGCUAGCUCCUGGCUCUGUGCUCAGGGUUUAUAUGUGGUGCCAGGGAUCAAGCCCAAGCUGGCCAUCUGCAAGGCAGAUGCCCUCUUUUGUACUAUUUCUCCCUCCUCAGACAAUCUAUUAUUUUAUGUGUGUCUAUGCCUCUGAGUUCUUGGGCUCAAAAACAGCUGCGUCUGUAUACUGUCGGACAUAUUAACAUGUGAUGUUAAUACGAGUACUGUUCAUGACAGCAAGACCAUGGAAAGUGACCGAGAGAGCCGAAGGACAGGUUAAAAUAAGACGAUGGAUUAUGUAACUUUAAAAAAUGGUUGUAUGUUUCUAUGUACUGGUAUGGAAUAUUUAAGAUAUAAUUUCCAAGAUAUUCAAGCCUGUUUCUAGGGACCAAAUGCGAAGUGCAGAACAGUUAUGUGUUAUAUGUUACAGCAGUCUUGGCAUAUGCUUAGAUUAAUUCUGAGAAAUAUAUAAGAACCUGGUGACAUUGUGUUUAUGAAGGUGAACAGAAAGCCAGGAAGACAAAAAGGACUUCAUUAUAUAAUCUCUCAAAUUCUAAACUAUGUUAAUGUAUUAUUUUAGAAUAUGAAAUUAUCAUUAAAUAUUUUAUCCCAGGCCCUGGACUCUAAA
This is a messenger RNA of Sorex araneus (European shrew), 4804 nucleotides long. It is a transcript of the gene CMKLR2, whose product is annotated as chemerin chemokine-like receptor 2. Bases 676 to 1743 code for a protein of 355 amino acids. NCBI's taxonomy places the organism in Eukaryota, Metazoa, Chordata, Mammalia, Eulipotyphla, Soricidae. The record is from RefSeq and is a predicted model, not a curated record. The transcript has 5 exons. Gene Ontology annotation, molecular function: complement receptor activity; G protein-coupled receptor activity. Gene Ontology annotation, biological process: positive regulation of cytosolic calcium ion concentration; phospholipase C-activating G protein-coupled receptor signaling pathway; complement receptor mediated signaling pathway. Gene Ontology annotation, cellular component: plasma membrane.